Molecule: messenger RNA, 1376 nt
Organism: Prionailurus viverrinus (fishing cat)
Lineage: Eukaryota; Metazoa; Chordata; Mammalia; Carnivora; Felidae
Gene: LTAP1
Product: chromosome F1 C1orf43 homolog
Exons: 8
Coding region: 274-1119 (281 amino acids)
Biological process (GO): phagocytosis
Source: RefSeq, a predicted model, not a curated record
ACGCACCGUCGGCAUCCGCUUCCUGUUCCCGGCGUCGUCCGGCGUCGUCCGGCGUCUCGGCGCGCGCCGGUGCGGGCCUGGGUCACGUGCUGGGGGCAGCGGGAAGGCGGCGUUCUUGUUUCCUGGGCCCCUGUCCGCCAUGUUUUCAGGCCGGCUGAGCGUCGGUGUUUCCCCGUGAGGAAAUGGCCGGGGAGUUUCGGGGAGCCCAGGCGCCGGGGCCUCGGCGGCGGAGCCCAGGCUGACCCGGAGCGGUUGUGCGCGGGGCGGGAGGCCAUGGCGUCCGGCAGUAACUGGUUGUCCGGCGUGAACGUCGUGCUGGUGAUGGCCUACGGGAGCCUGGUGUUCGUACUGCUGUUUAUUUUUGUGAAGAGGCAAAUCAUGCGCUUUGCAAUGAAAUCCCGAAGGGGACCUCAUGUCCCCGUGGGACACAACGCCCCCAAGUUACAAGAAGAAAAAUCUGCUGGGGCUCUGGCAGCCCUUUUAAGUGAGAGAGAUGGACGUGGACUUAACAGUGGUUGCUUCGGGGACUUGAGAGAGGAGAUUGACAUUCGGCUGUCCAGGGUUCAAGACAUCAAGUAUGAACCUCAGCUCCUUGCAGACGGCGAUGCGAGACUGCUCCAGCUGGAAGCCCAGGGAAAUCAGAGCUGCUACAACUACCUGUACAGGAUGAAAGCCCUGGACGCCGUCCGCGCCUCUGAGAUCCCGUUUCAUGCUGAAGGCAGGCAUCCCCGUUCCUUAAUGGGCAAGAAUUUCCGCUCCUACCUGCUAGAUCUCCGGAACACUAGUACUCCUUUUAAGGGUGUGCGCAAGGCCCUCAUCGACACCCUGCUGGAUGGCUAUGAGACAGCCCGCUAUGGGACGGGGGUCUUUGGGCAGAGUGAGUACCUGCGCUACCAGGAGGCCCUGAGUGAGCUGGCCGCCGUGGUCAAAGCACGAAGCGGGAGCUCUCAGAGACAGCACCAGUCAGCCGCCAAAGACCUAACCCAGUCUCCUGAAGUCUCCCCGACAACCAUCCAGGUGACCUACCUCCCUUCCAGUCAGAAGAGUAAACGUGCCAAGCACUUUCUUGAACUGAAGAGCUUUAAGGACAACUAUAACACACUGGAAAGUACUCUGUGACGGGCUGACGGACACUGCUCCUGCUGCUGGUGGCCUCAGGUCAUCUGGCCGGUGGGCGCCGGUCAGCCGAAGUCCCACCUCGUCCAGAGCUCGUAGGGUUCACGCCUAGAGGAUCAUUCUCCAACCUGUUCUUAUGGCCAGUUUCAGAGAAUUGGUUAGGACUUGAUUUUCCCUUGGUAGCACUUUUUUCUGGAGUUGAAUUCAGAUGUUUUAAUGUUUCCAUCAUGGCUUCCUUAAAAAUCCUCACUUGGUUUUGA